GCGGCGGGCGCCACGUCCGCAGCCAGAGGCCAGCGCCGCCGUCAACGGAGUCUUUGGCUGCACCGCUUGAGGAGGCGCCUCCGGAACCCGCAACCGCCCGAGGCUGUGCCUGCCGCACUAGCCGCCUCGGCUCUUCUUGGUUCUGCCCGCUCCCUCCGCCGGCCCCGGCCCAGGCGGCGGCCCCGACCCCGGCGAUCAUGAAUCAGGCAGAUAAAAAUCAACAAGAAAUCCCAUCAUACCUUAGUGAUGAACCACCAGAAGGAUCAAUGAAAGAUCACCCACAGCAGCAACCAGGCAUGUUGUCCCGUGUGACUGGCGGUAUUUUCAGUGUUACAAAAGGAGCUGUUGGUGCCACCAUUGGUGGCGUGGCUUGGAUUGGUGGAAAGAGUCUGGAGGUGACCAAAACAGCUGUUACAACUGUGCCUUCCAUGGGAAUAGGGCUGGUGAAAGGGGGCGUGUCUGCUGUGGCUGGAGGUGUUACAGCUGUUGGGUCUGCUGUUGUAAACAAAGUGCCCUUAACAGGAAAGAAGAAAGACAAAUCUGACUAAAACAUGGAGAUACAUUUGCUCUCUACAGCAUUAUGAUGCCAGUGGCAUUGAAUUGCUAAAUUAUGGACUACAACUAAGUCAACUGUUUUGGACGUUUAUCUUCUUAAACUGCUGUGUUGAAAGUAUUGAUGACUGGCUUUCGUCUAAAGAGAAGAGACCAAUACUAGCACAGUGUAUGAAAGUUUCUCAUACUUAAAUUCCAGCUUUUUAUCUGGUAAAAUGUUACACUUAUCAGCUGUAACUGAAGAUAUAUUUGAGUAUUUACUAUAAGUCUUUUAGUUUAACUAAAAAUGUGAAAGUUGAAUUUAGUGGAUGAUCUUUACAAUUCCAUAUGUAUAAUGUGCCAGGUAACACAUCUGUCCCUUAAAAAGGGAACCUUGAACUACAUAAACUGUAAUUUUGAUGUGCCUACUAGUUUCAGAUGUCUUAGUUUUUUUAUAAUGAUAGUUGAUUAGGCCAAGAGGCAUUCUUUUCUUAUUUAAGCUGGUAAAAGUAGCAAGAUUUAGAGAAAUUUAAAAGAAAAGAUAAAUGGUUUUAUGAUCCCGAGUGUUAACCAUCUUUUGUUAGAUAUACAUUAUAUUUAUUUCAUCAUCGAUGCCUUACAAAAGAAAACAUCUUUUCUAACACCCUAAUUGUGCAGUUCUUAGAAUUAUAUACGGAUUCUCUUAAAAGUUGUUUGUAUGAGAUCAGUUUUCCCUCUUUAAGAAUCUCAGGAGUCGUGGUGUAAAGGAAUUUCUUGCUCUUAGCAGAUUAAAUAGUGGUUAACUUUUUGUUAUCUGUCUGUAGUUACGACCAGACAAUAUGUUUCAACCUGGGUUCAUGCUCCAUCGUCAGUACGCCUCACAGUGCCUAAGGGACAUGUCUUUGCUAGUCAGAAGCUUUGUUGGAAGAGUUUCAGAUUAAGGAUGGACAAAAUUUUCAGUUUUUAAAAAUUACCUAGAACAUCCCAGAUAUAAAAAGAAUACUUCACAUUUAUUUUACAUCUAGGAUGGCUUAAAUUAUAAGCAGGUCUUUUUAAAAACAUGGUAAAAAGAGCCACAAAUAUGUGAGAGCUGCCUUUUAAAUGGAAUGAAAUGAGCUCCAUGGAUUAGUUUUGAAUGUAAAAUAUAUUAAGUGCUUUCAAUGGUUUAUAGGCUUUUAAAAUGUUAUCUCACCAUCCUUUAAAGCAGCUGUAGACUUUAUAUCGUUUUUGAAGUCAAAUUCAGGCAGGGAAUUGAAGUUUUUGAUUGUGGAUGAUAAGUGUGUCAUGUCUUAACAUAUCUCAUCAUGUCUCAUUCAUUUUCAAAGAAUAUGACUUAGCUGAAAUUCAUCUUUUUGUUUCUUGUUUCAUAAAAAAUUUAAAAGUGGC
This is a messenger RNA of Eptesicus fuscus (big brown bat), 1896 nucleotides long. It is a transcript of the gene TMEM263, whose product is annotated as transmembrane protein 263. The transcript has 3 exons. The coding region runs from base 198 to 548 and encodes 116 amino acids. NCBI's taxonomy places the organism in Eukaryota, Metazoa, Chordata, Mammalia, Chiroptera, Vespertilionidae. The record is from RefSeq and is a predicted model, not a curated record.